This is a messenger RNA of Ambispora gerdemannii, 1524 nucleotides long. NCBI's taxonomy places the organism in Eukaryota, Fungi, Glomeromycota, Glomeromycetes, Archaeosporales, Ambisporaceae. The record is from the annotation of a GenBank genome assembly.
GCGUCUAAGGUUAAAGAGGAAGAAACCAUACGUCUUAGUUCCGAAGGUUGGGAGGAUUUUACUCGGUUAUAUGCUCUUUUAAAAGAAGCCUUCGAUCUCAGGGGCUCGUUGACUACUUAUAAGUUUUCAAUUAGCGAUAAGCUUAUAGAUCUUAGCUGGUCGAAAAGCGUCUUUAUCGAUUACAUUGAAAAACAAAAAUUUAAAAGAUCAUACUUUGAUAUGAUAAAUUCCUUACCAGCACCAUCAAAACUCGGGGAACCUGAGGAAUGGUACAAACGACAGAAAACUAAUGCUGUUGAUGCUAUUUGUCUUAAUCACUGCCCCCCAACAGCUUCUAGUUCCGUCCCUGUUAGCUUGCUUUGUUCGGUUUUUGGAAAAUUUAAGGAUUUAUGUGAUGAGCUUUCAGAAAGCGAAGAUAAUCUUUUCGCUUAUGAUUUUUGUUUUGAAAUGGCAAAACAUUAUAAUUACGAAUCGGAGCGUCAAACUAAGGCAAAUAAAAUGCUAUCUGGAUAUCUCAAACGCUCUGUACAACCAAUUGUGACUGAAGAUAAUUGUCGAACUGAUGGUACUGUAUGUUAUGGUGAUGGCUCUAACGCAUAUCGUGAGGUUAAUGUGGAAUACAAGAGGCAUAACUGUAGCUCCGAUGCCUGUCCCUACCUUGAAAAUUGUGGAUAUUAUUUAGUUUUUUGCGCGGAAAAAAAAGAACAUUCCUCCUACCAUGUGACUAAUUUUCCAUGCUUUUUGAUUGUAAUUUCUGGACCUUACUUUUCUGUUUCUGGUGCUGUGUUUGCAGAUGUUGCUAUAGUUGACCCGCUCACUCCAGUCUUUCCUCUUAUUUGGCAAAAAUAUGACGAAGCGAUGAUGGUAUCAAUUGCAAAAACAUUUCGUGCUUUGAAGAUAUCUCUCCGACUUCUCGAUCAAUAUUAUGCUAAUGUUGAUGAAUUAAUUCAAGACGAACCUCAAACUGUCCAUCCCGUGCAUCCUUCAUUUCCGGAAGUGAUUAUAGACGCUAAAUCAUACAUGGUUCAAAUUGAUUCCCAAGUUAGCACAAAUCUUCUUUGGGAAGUUACACUUUUAAAUGAACAAGGGCCUCAUUUUACAGCCUAUGUGAAAGCUGUUCAAAAACAUCGAUAUUCACUUGAUACACAUAAGCUCUUAGCUGAAGUUGGAUACGCUCCAGAAGUCUAUACUACUUCAAUAAUUCCCGGAAAUUGGAUUUUAGUUUAUAUGAAAUGCCUGAACAAUCAUUCAAUAUUAAAUAACAUUACCUCUAACCUUGACGAUCAAAAACGAAGUUCACUGAGAAAAAAAAUAAAAGGGAUAGUCGAAUAUUUGCAUAAUUUAGGAUACGUUCAUGGAGACUUGCGUGAAGGGAAUAUUCUGGUUCAUCAACUUGAAGGUAAUGAAUUUGAUGUGAAGUUGAUCGAUUUUGAAUGGUCUGGAAAGGUUGGUUCUGCAUGUUAUUCUCCCUUUAUGAAUCGUAAAACUAUUCAAUGGCCUGAUGGUGCGGAAGAUUGGAAAUUG